This is a messenger RNA of Penicillium subrubescens, 1401 nucleotides long. RefSeq lists its product as uncharacterized. NCBI's taxonomy places the organism in Eukaryota, Fungi, Ascomycota, Eurotiomycetes, Eurotiales, Aspergillaceae. The transcript is spliced from 3 exons. Bases 1 to 1401 code for a protein of 466 amino acids. The record is from RefSeq and is a predicted model, not a curated record.
AUGAAAACAGCGGGGUCAUCAGAUUCCUCACCUGUCUCGAGCGACAAAUCGCCUAAAACCAGCACUGAAUCUGACGAGUCGACCCCCGAAGAAACUAAGGCUCUUACUCCCAUCAGGUCAUGUUCCCCGGCGAGACCAAAAAAGGCAGUGGCCUCUUGGCCGCCCCCGGUGGGACCGGCUGAUCUAUACCAACCCAUGGAAGAUACGAUUGUUCCUUUGUUUUUCAAUUCCUACCUGUACCUACCGAAAGGUCCUCACAUUCGAAAUGGGUUCAUGGAAAUUUUGCCUGGCAUGUUUUCGAAUACCAAGCCUGGAUCAUAUCUUCAUACCAGCACUUUGGCCGUUGCAUUCUUUACUGUGGCUGCAUGGACUGGGCAAGCUCCGUUGCUGCGCGCUUCGGAGCGGUAUUUUACCAAGGCAUUGCCGAAAAUUCGAGAUGCUCUGCGCACGAACGAAGACUCGGAGUUUGACGAUAUUCUUGUCUCUAUUCUUUUACUUUCUACAUAUGAGGAAUUCGUGGCCAUCAAAGACUGGGAGUUGCCACUCAAAGCUCACCUCAGAGGAGCCAUAGCACUAAUAAACGAAAAGAGAGCGAAACAGCUACCCGACCCUCGAUCUUCAACAAUAUACAAUGCAGUUGAAUCACAAAUCAUCAAGACGACUCGAGGUCUGGACAAUCCAAUGGUCCCGACACCGCAGGUCUGGCCCUUGUCACUAUCUGCUAACACGCCUCCCUCACCGCGCGUUCUACUUUCUUCUGCCGCCUCAGAACUUGUCAAUCUGCGACACGCAUGGGAGCGUAUGAUGACCUCAUCAGCCAAAGAAACAGAAGCAACCACAAUUCUCGCCAAAGCGAAUGACAUAGACAUCAAACUCGUUUCAUGGUCAUACUGGGUUCCAGAGCAUUGGAUGCCUAUCGCCGCAACCAUAAUCCCACAAUCCGUUCGGAACGCCGGGCUCUGGCGCAAUCGAUGUGACUGCUACUCCGACAUGUGGAUUGCGGUGACAUGGAACACUUUUCGCGACUGCCGCAUCCUUCUACAAAGUAUCAUGCUCAGUUGCCUGCGCAUACUUUCUUCGCAAGACCCAGACGGGCGAAGGGUCACUGCGGUUCAAAAUACAAUCCGCAAAAUCGCGGAUGACAUAUGUGCAACUGUCCCGUUCUUCCUCGGCAGUCAGGUCGAGUCUAUUCGUAUGAAGUCUGGUCUCGUCGAGUACCCUUAUGCUGAAAACAGACCGGUCACUCUCACCCAUAAGCAGUCAGCUCCGUUGAUGGGUCCCUGGCACAUGUUUGCUUAUUUGAGGAAUCUUCUGAAUGCUGAUUUGGGUCUACCUUUGGACCAGCAGGGCUGGCUCAAGGAGCAGAUGGAGAGGAUAUUAGUCAUAUAUUUCCAACGAUAA